Messenger RNA from Naumovozyma dairenensis CBS 421, 729 nucleotides. RefSeq names its product Mnd1p (gene MND1). The coding region runs from base 1 to 729 and encodes 242 amino acids. The record is from RefSeq and is a predicted model, not a curated record. Gene Ontology annotation, biological process: reciprocal meiotic recombination. Gene Ontology annotation, molecular function: double-stranded DNA binding. The transcript has a single exon. Lineage: Eukaryota; Fungi; Ascomycota; Saccharomycetes; Saccharomycetales; Saccharomycetaceae.
AUGCCACCUAAAAGAAACUCCAGCACAGCGGUCGCGUCUAAUACAAACUCCAAUCCAACACAACAAUCAAAGAGGCCCAAACCACCUUCACAACAAUUAAAAAAACAAGAAAUAUUGACAUUUUUACAAAGCACAUACUCAUAUUAUACGUUGAAAGAAUUAGAAAAACUGAUCCCAAAAAACUGUAAAUCUAUAUCGAAUGGUAUAUUAGUUAAAGAUUUAAUCAAGUCAUUAUUAGAUGAUGAUUUAAUUCAUAUGGAAAAAUGUGGGAAUAUUAAUAUUAUAUGGUGCUUUAAGAGACAAGUUAUGAAGGAACAAUUUAUCAUUGGUGAAAAAUUGGAAAGUUCAUUGCAAGUUUGUAAAGAAGAAUAUAGUAAAUUGGAAAAUGAUAUCGAAGAUUGUUUACAAGGAGAAUACAAUGAAUAUAUUAUAGAUGAUGGAAAUAAUGGUGGAAAAUUAAAGAGAGAUGAUUGUUUGAGAGAAUUAAAGGAAUUAGAUGAUAAAUUAAAGGUUUCUAAAAAUAAUGUGAUGGAAUUAGAGAAAUUUAAAUGGGAUGACGAAAGGAUUUCUUUGGAAAAAGAAGAAAAACUGAAAGAUAUUAAUCGAUUGGAAAAACUAACUGAUAAUAUUGAAAUAUUAGUAUCAUACCUUUCUAAUAAAUUUUUAAUUGAUUCAAAACAGAUAAGGAAAGAAUUCGGAAUACCAGAAGACUUCAAAGAGUUUUCGUAA